CUUUCGAUAUCUUUUCAGUAGUCUCAGUGUUAUGCACUGCUAUUUUGAUGACAGUUUUGAAAGCUUAAUACAAAUUAUUAUCUGGAUUUGUAUGAAUAGAGGUUUACCUAUCUAUUCUAUUCUAGGCAACUUUAAGAGGACCGGCCAUGGUGCACUAAGAAAAACACAGGAAAAAAAGAGAACACCAAGGCACAGAUACCAAGGACAAGAAAAGACAAAAAGAAAAGAAGAAAAGGAAGAAGAAAAAAGACGCAAGCAGACACAGACAGAGAAACAAGAAAGAAAAGAACUAAAAGUUCGAGCUGAACAUUAAAAAUGGAGCCUAUUAAGGACAAGUUCUCAGACUUGAUUCAAAGAAUCAACAUUAAUAUUUCCAAAAAACUAGUGGAUAAGCUUUUUGAAAAGCGUGUCCUUUCAUCGCAAGAGAUGAAUUGUGUGCUUGCUGAAAAGACAUGCCACGAUGCAACAAGGAUUCUUCUUACAAUGAUCAUUCAUAAAAGUGAAGAAGCCUGCGAUUAUUUUCUCCAGCUCCUUAAAAUGUAUGAUGAGUUUCUUUUCGAAGAUGUUUUUGGAACAACUCUCUCUGACAGAAUAGAAAAAUGGGAACGUGUAACAAAAGCAGGAAGACCUAUUGAUGUUAUACCAAAAAUGAUGGAAUCGGAGAUUGAUGACUUGGAAAAGUUCUUAAAACGGUUCUAUCAGUAUCCAUGUUUUCAAAAUUUUUAUCCAUUGGGUGAAGAAACCGGCAUCGACAUCAUUUUUAAUCUGGAAACAACUUUUACAGAUCCUUUACUAUGGAAAAAAGACAUAUACAAUCGAAGGAAAGAGAAAAUUAAGCUUGAUGACAUGUUGUGGAAACUCAAAAGUCCAUGUAUUAUUGAAGGAGAAGCUGGCAAGGGUAAAACUACAAUGCUUAAAAGAAUUGCUGUCCUUUGGGCAUCCGAACAGUGCCAACCUUUACAAGGUUAUAAACUUGUUUUCUUUAUCACUUUACGUGGAACAAGUAAAGGUCUUUAUGAAACUAUUUGUGACCAGCUUUUUCCAGUAACGUAUAGUUGGAACAAAGAAACUUUUUUGCAAAAAAUUCAUCAACUUGAAGGAAAGGUACUGUUUUUACUGGAUGGUUAUGACGAAUUCAGUUUUGAGAGUUGCAGAGAAAUAGACAAUCUUAUUAAGCAAAACCACAAAUUCAACAACACAGUUAUUGUAAGUACGAGGACGGAGUCACUAGGAGAAGUGAGACGGUAUGGUGCUCUUAUUGUUGAAAUGAGUGACUUCACACUUGCAAGUGCCCAAAACUUGAUUACAAAUGUCUUGGAGGAAAAUGAAGCUGCCAUUUUGCUGGGACAGUUGAAUGCAUCUGAAUUCAUGAAAAAUCUGGUAAAAACCCCUUUGUUUUUGGUCAUAGCGUGUGCCCUUAGAAUGGGGGACUCUGAUUUUCAAAUGAACACUCAAACUGCUUUGUUUUGUACAUUAUAUAAUUUAAUGAUUGACAGAGGCCGCAACAAAAUAAAAAAUGUAGAGAAGAAUACCGUAGAAGAGAAUAUCCACUGGUGCGGAGACUUAGCUCUCAAUGGGAUUUUUGACCACAAAUACGAAUUCCGAAAAGAGCACUUAUCCAAUAUCAUAGAGGACAUCUUACUUAAAAUAGGACUGCUAAAUAAAUAUGCGGCUCAGAGACAACAACCUGGUUAUAGAUUUUUUCAUACAUCCUUCCAGGAGUACACAGCUGGAAGAAGACUGUCUCAACUAUUAUCGUCAGACGAGACGGCCAACGUAGAGAAAGGAGACUAUUACCUCAGGAAAUUAAAAACCAUUCAUGAUGUUACCAACAGGUACAAGAACCUGCUAUUAUACACAUGUGGGUCAUCCAAAACUGCAACUCAGAAAAUUAUUCAUCAUAUUGGGAAUUUGUACAAAGAAGAAAUGAAUGAAACCAGCUCUGACUUUGUAGAGUUUGGAAUCAACCUGUUCCAUGAAAGUGCAACCAAGAAGGAGAUGAAUGUAGAGUUUAAAUCCAUCUUUUCCGGUAAAAUAUUGCACCUUAGCAUGCAUAAUGUAGGUUCUCAUCAUGUUGAGUUUUUUGAGCAUCUACCGGGAUGUCUUAGUGUUUUACAUUUGGUCAAAUUAGACCUUUUUGGCCAAAAAAGUAACACACUGGCAGAAGGUGGAAAUAGUGGACACCCUGAAGAUCUAGUUACACCACAGAUGCACAUUUCUAAAAACGUUGUCAACUUAUUUUAUGAUUGGAAUCAAGUUUUGCAAACAUUGGAGGUCACAAUAAAGAAAUUUUACCGUUUGGAUAAAGCUGAUAUAAAGUUUCUCGGAAAAAUAUGCUGCUGCGCUGAAAAUCUGAGGCUGAAAAUCAACUCUAGUCCAGGGAUUACUGGGAAUCUCACACGUGUUGUGGACAAUUGCAAAAGAAUGAGAGAACUGAUAAUUAAUAACACCCCACUCAGCACUGAAGAUGAGGCUCAGAUUGUUAAAAUGACAAAUAUGAAAACAUUGAGUAUCUCCAACAUGGAUAAAGAACAUCCACAAGAAAUCUUAUUAGAUGGGCUGUGCAAGCUUUUUGAAAUCGAGAAGUUAAUUUUGCACAACAUUAACGUACAUGAAAGAGAAGGUGAACUCCUCGCAAGGAGCAUUUCACAUUUAAAGAAGCUAAAAAUGUUGAAAUUGUCAGUUCUACCUAACAUUGGAAGCUCCAUGGAACAUGUAGUAAAAUCUAUUUCAAACUGUGACAACAUAACGGAACUUCAUCUUAUUAACUGCUGUUUGACUUCAACAACAUUCAUUAUUCUUUCACAGAUUCUAGAAAAAUUCACAAACCUUGAAAUUCUUGACCUGUCUGAUAACAUUCUGGAAGAUGAAGGGAACCUAUCAAUGGAAGUGUUUGGUCAAACAUUGACUCGUCUGCCGUCACUCACAACCCUUUUACUACCUGGAGGCAUAAAUGUUAAGUGUGGACUGGAUACUCUGAUGGAUCACCUUAAAGGACUUUCAAAACUGUCCAAGCUUUCCUUUAGGAGGUGGAACAUGACAGAUGAUGAUGUGAUUAAGUUAGCUGCUCAUUUUACAAACAAUUUUGGACAGCUUGAAUUUUUGGACCUAUCAUAUAAUUUUAUAAGUGGUGAUGGCUGGAUCUGUCUAAUUCAAGCCCUUCGAAACUUUAAGAACUUAAAGCAUUUUGAUCUGAGCACGGAGGGAACCUUCAAUCCAAUUGGUGAUGUUUUACAGACUCUGUGCUCUGUAGUGGAGGUGCUGCCAUGUUUAUCGUCAUUGAAACUGGAUAACUGGGAACUUGAUGAUAUUGACAUUGGCAAAAUGAAGAACAUGAAAUUGAUUCACAGAGAAGGUGAAACAUUUGAACACUUUUUCCUAGUUGAAAAGAAUUGAAAAAAGCAAAGUACAGGACCUAUGAAGAUGCUUAAGCCUGUAAGGAUCAAACCUAUUAUUGUGGACACUG
Messenger RNA from Hyla sarda, 3466 nucleotides. It is a transcript of the gene NLRC4, whose product is annotated as NLR family CARD domain containing 4. The transcript is spliced from 11 exons. Gene Ontology annotation, biological process: detection of bacterium; defense response to bacterium; regulation of apoptotic process. Bases 316 to 3396 code for a protein of 1026 amino acids. The record is from RefSeq and is a predicted model, not a curated record. NCBI's taxonomy places the organism in Eukaryota, Metazoa, Chordata, Amphibia, Anura, Hylidae. Gene Ontology annotation, molecular function: protein binding.